CGAGUGAGUGAGACUUCCCAGCUUUGGCCCUUGGGUUCGAUCGACAACGAAAACGACACCCAGCCUUUAACAUCGGGAAGAGGUGAGGCACGGAAGAUCCUUUGAUACCCGAACAUCUCGGGAAGGGGUGUACCACCAUCGCUUAUUAAUUGGCUAGUGUGAUUAAUCCAGCCGUCGGUGUUCUUGUCGGGCUCUGAUCCCGUGUGUGAUAGAUAGACCCACAACACCCAUUGUCGUUUCAACGGAUCCCGUUCAUUUGCUUUUUCUAGAUGUCCUUGGCUAAUCCUAAUCAAUUUGGUGCCCCGAUACAAGACUACAUGGAGCAAGAGGAAGAAUGGGAACGGGAGGGACUCCUGGAUCCCGCAUGGGAAAAGCAACAACGCAAGACAUUCACGGCUUGGGUGAACUCCCAUUUGCGCAAAGCUGGCACCCAGAUCGAGAAUAUCGAGGAGGACUUCCGAAAUGGCCUCAAGUUGAUGCUCUUGCUGGAGGUGAUCUCAGGGGAGACUCUGCCCAAGCCAGACCGAGGCAAGAUGAGAUUCCACAAGAUCGCCAAUGUGAACAAGGCGCUGGAUUUCAUCGCCAGCAAAGGUGUUAAAUUGGUCUCCAUCGGAGCUGAGGAAAUCGUUGACGGAAACGUAAAAAUGACCUUGGGUAUGAUCUGGACCAUCAUUCUCCGAUUCGCCAUCCAAGAUAUCUCCGUCGAAGAGAUGACUGCCAAAGAAGGAUUGUUGUUGUGGUGCCAGAGAAAGACGGCUCCUUACAAGAACGUCAAUGUCCAAAACUUCCAUCUAAGUUGGCGAGAUGGCUUGGCUUUCUGUGCCCUCAUCCAUCGACAUCGGCCAGAUCUGUUGGAUUACUCCAAACUCUCUAAGGACAAUCCCUUGGAAAAUCUGAACCUAGCCUUCGACAUUGCCGAGAAGUACUUGGAUAUCCCCAAAAUGUUGGACGCUGAUGAUCUGUCUUCCUCUGCCAUGCCCGACGAUAGAGCUGUGAUGACUUGUAUUUCCUCCUACUACCACACUUUUUCAGGGGCUCAAAAGGCUGAGAUGGCGGCCAAUCGGAUCUGCAAGGUCCUCAAGGUCAAUCAGGACAACGAAAGGCUAAUGGAGGAAUACGAGCGAUUGGCUAGCGAUUUGUUGGAAUGGAUCCGUCGAACUCUGCCUUGGCUGGAAUCCAGACAAUCCGGGAACUCCUUGGUGGCCGUUCAAAAGAAGCUCGAGGAGUACCGUGAAUACCGCCGCAAACACAAACCGCCUCGUGUCGAGCAAAAAGCUAAAUUGGAGACCAACUUCAACACCCUCCAGACCAAAUUGCGACUCUCCAAUCGCCCUGCUUACAUCCCCACUGAAGGUAAACUCAUCACGGACAUCCAAAGGGCGUGGAACGGUCUUUUGGGGUCCGAAAAGGGCUUUGAAGAAUGGCUCCUAGCCGAGCUGAUGCGUCUCGAGCGUCUCGAGCAUCUGGCCAAGAAAUUCAAGCACAAGGCCGACAUCCACGAAGCCUGGACCUCUGGCAAGGAGGAGAUGCUCUCAUCGCAAGACUACAAGCAUUGUAAGAUCUUCGAGCUCAAGGCCAUGAAGAAGAAGCACGAGGCCUUCGAGAGUGAUCUGGCUGCUCACCAGGAUCGCGUGGAACAGAUUGCGGCCAUCGCUCAAGAGUUGAACGCCCUCGACUAUUGGGACAGUGGCGCAGUGAACCAACGCUGCCAAAAGAUCUGUGAUCAAUGGGACAGGUUGGGAAGUCUCACUCAACAAAGACGACAUGGUAUGGACGAGGCUGAAAAGGUCCUCGAGCGUGUCGACUCGUUGCACUUGGAAUUCGCCAAACGAGCUGCACCCUUCAACAAUUGGUUGGAUGGAACUCGAGAGGACCUCGUGGAUAUGUUCAUUGUUCACACCUUGGACGAGAUCCAAGGCUUGAUUGAUGCUCAUUCGCAGUUCAAGGCCACUUUGGGCGAAGCCGAUAAGGAAUUCCAAUCUAUCAUGACCCUCAUUAAGGAGGUAGAUAGUGUGGCCAGACAAUUCAACGUUCCCGGCGCCACCAUCAACCCCUACACCAACUUGACCGGAAACGACAUCAACUCUAAAUGGAACGAAGUCAAGACCUUGGUACCCCAAAGAGACCAAACUCUCCAAGAUGAGUUGAGGAAGCAGCAAAACAACGAGGCCCUUCGACGUCAAUUUGCCGAUAAGGCCAACCAAGUGGGUCCUUGGAUCGAGAAGCAAAUGGACGCUGUUUCGGCCCUUGGUAUGGGCAUGCAGGGCUCAUUGGAAGAACAGUUGUCUCGCUUGCGCGAAUACGAAGAUGCCGUUUACCAGUUCAAGCCCCAUUUGGAAGAAUUGGAACGCAUCAACCAACAGAUCCAAGAGUCGUUUGUGUUUGAGAAUCGAUACACGCAAUACACAAUGGAAACGCUGCGUGUUGGAUGGGAGCAAUUGGUCACUUCGGUUAACCGUACAAUCAAUGAAGUCGAAAACCAGAUCCUCACCCGAGAUUCCAAAGGAAUCACCCAAGAGCAGCUUAACGAAUUCAGAGCUUCCUUUAAUCACUUUGACAAAGCCCGUGCCGGAAGAUUGGCACCCGAAGAAUUCAAAUCAUGCCUUAUUUCGUUGGGAUACUCGGUUGGACAAGACAAACAGGGAGAAAUUGACUUCCAACGUAUUCUCUCGAUCGUGGACCCGAAUGCUAGUGGAUAUGUUCAAUUUGAUUGCUUCCUGGACUUCAUGACUCGGGAGUCUACGGAUGUGGACACGGCGGAACAAGUUAUCGACUCAUUCAGAAUUCUGGCAGCUGACAAGCCAUACAUCCUGUCAGAGGAGUUGCGAAGAGAAUUGCCGCCCGACCAGGCGGAAUAUUGUAUUCAAAGGAUGCAACCUUAUCAUGGACCCGAUGCCGUCCAAGGAGCAUUAGAUUAUAUGUCCUUUUCCACCGCACUCUAUGGGGAAUCUGACCUGUAAUAUUAAUCGUAUUUCAUCAAUAACAUGUGAUCAGGGCAGUUCAAUAAUUUUAGAAUAAAUGAUUUAAAAGAA
Molecule: messenger RNA, 3032 nt
Organism: Tigriopus californicus
Lineage: Eukaryota; Metazoa; Arthropoda; Copepoda; Harpacticoida; Harpacticidae
Gene: Actn
Product: alpha-actinin, sarcomeric-like
Exons: 13
Coding region: 270-2960 (896 amino acids)
Biological process (GO): actin cytoskeleton organization; muscle cell development
Cellular component (GO): cortical actin cytoskeleton; cell junction; Z disc
Molecular function (GO): calcium ion binding; actin filament binding
Source: RefSeq, a predicted model, not a curated record